GGGAGCGGGAUCCCGGGAAGCCAGGGUGGUAACGCGAGCAGGAUUUCGGAGUCGGGAAGCCGAGCGGCCCCGGCAGGCUCCGAACGCCGGCGGGACCAGAUGAGAGCAUUUAAACGAAAGCACCUUACAGCCAGUGACUGUGAAGCAUUCAGCCAGAGCGGAGAAGGCUCAUCUUCCCUGACACAGCCUUUCAGUCAAAGACGGGUGAGCGGAGAUCUAAACAGGGGCCUCUACCCUACGUACAGAACCAAGAGACAGCAAGAAGGACAGGGUCAUCAGAGGAGCAUCACUGAUUACUUCAAAGUCAUUCAGAUGCCACCCACCGGUAACAAAGUGGCAAAAAGCAAUGAAGUUAAGGAAGAGUCGUUGGAUUCCUUCUUCAUGGACGAGGAGUUGGAGGAUCACUGUGCCCUCCUUGGAUGUGAUGGAGAUGCUAAAACGGCUCCCUGGGGUCCUGUGGCCUCUAGGAAACGGCCUCUCUGCUCAGAAGGAGCUGGCAGCAAUUAUACAGAAUACAGUAGAUGUGGUGGGACUGAUAAAAAGCCCACGAUGGACAGUUCCCUCAAGUAUUUUCCAGGACACACAGAAAUCAGACAAGACCCUGAUGUCAUAGAAAUUGAUCCAAUUCCUGAUUCAUAUUUUGGGCUCCUAGGGACUUCAUGCGGUAAAGAACCCCAAGGACACAUUGACCAGCUGCCCAAUGAAGUCCUGAGCAUUAUCUUUGCUUUCCUCCCUGUGACUGAUCUCUGUCUGAACCUGAGCUUGGUGUGUCAUCGCUGGAGAGAGAUUAUCAGUGAUCCAUUGUUUAUCCUGUGGAAAAAGCUGUACCGUCAGUACCUCAUGAAGGAGGCCCAGGCUCUGCUCACAGUUGAAUGGAUUCUGGAUCAUUACGGUAUAACCCAAGAGCAGGAUCAGUGCAUGCUGGGAUUUAUAAGGUAUAUGGCCGCCUCCAACGCUACCCGGAGAAUGGACCCUGAAGCAGUUCUCAGAUGCUUGAAGCAGCACCAUCUGUUUACCAAGGCAGAAAUAUGCAUCAUCCAGAGACUGCCUGAUUUAGAGGGCACUGCGGGGGCUGUGAACGUGUGGGCCGUGAUGGCAGCUAUUGUGCUCUUCUCCGAUGGCGUUCGUGACAUCCAGAAGCUGAUGGCUUGUCUUAGGAGACCCAGCUCUACCCUUUCAGUCCUGGACAUCACUGAGAUGUUGUACUGUAUGGCCACACUGCUGAAUGCAAUGAGGGAGAAGGGCAUCAAUAUAAGUAACAGGUUUCACUACAGUAUUUUCUACUGCUUGUAUUUGAUGGAGAACUCUUGCCCUGUUACUAAGACGACAAAGCUGGAAACACCCAGUUCAAACUGUGGAAGAGGCGCUUGGCCCAGUAAGAAGCUUGACAUAAAACUAACCCACGAACAGCAAAGGAUCCUAAACCACACAAUCUUGCCUGGUCAAGUAGUGAAAAUUAUGGCAUUUGCAGGUACGGGAAAGACCUCGACUUUGGUCAAGUAUGCAGAGAAGUUUCCCCAUCUCAGCUUUCUGUAUGUGGCAUUUAACAAGGCCAUCGUGGAGAGCGGAAAGAGUGUCUUCCCACCUAACGUUAUGUGCAAGACUUUCCAUUCAUUAGCGUAUGCGAGUGUCGGCAAAUACUAUAAUGAAAAAGGCAAACUAAAUUUUUCCAACCUGUCACCCUACACGAUCAGCUUCAUCCUCAAACAUCGCAUGGGACAAUCUCUCUUCGUAAGAGCAAAGACAGUAACUCAGACGCUUGAAAGCUUUUUUGCUUCUCCAGAUGAAUUCAUAUCGGUGGAGCACACCCCCAUAUGGUGCAAAAAUACACACGGCAUGAGGGUCCUAGUCUGUGAAGAAGAGAAGCAAAUCAUUGUUGAAGAAGCAAGACGGAUAUGGGACAAUAUGAAAAUGCUAAAUGGAAAUACAGAACUGAAUUGCAAAAUGACAUCAGAUGGGUAUUUGAAGCUUUGGCAGCUUAGGAAGCCGCGGCUUUUUGCAUAUGAUGCCAUAUUUGUGGAUGAAGCACAAGACUGCACGCCAGCCAUCAUGGACAUUGUGCUGUCCCAGACCUGUGGGAUAAUCUUUGUAGGAGAUCCACACCAACAGAUCUAUACCUUCCGAGGUGCUGUCAAUGCGCUCUUCGCCGUGCCACACACCCACAUCUUCUAUCUCACACAGAGUUUCAGAUUUGGCCCUGAAAUAGCUUACGUUGGAUCUACUAUCUUGGAUGUCUGCAAGAAAAUCCGGAAUAAGAUGUUAGUGGGUGGAAAUCAAGAGGGUGAUGUCAGAGGCAGCACGAAUGGGAAGACUGCUUUCUUAUCACGGGGCAAUUUGAAUGUGUUUGAGAACGCAGUGACAAUUACUGGAAGAGAGAGACCAACAAAAAUACACUUGCUUGGGGGGCCUAAAAAUUUUGGACUAGACAAAAUUCAUGAUAUUUGGAAACUCCUUCAACCUGAAGAGGCCCGUGUGAGAUUGAAACUCCAAAUUGAUGACCACUUUAUCAAAAAGUGGGUUGAGAAGGAUGGCUUCCAGGGUUUAAAGAACUAUGCAUCCAAAACUGAAGACAGGGAACUGGAGGUGAAGAUCACAAUAGUGGAGAAAUACAAUGUCCGCAUUCCCGAGCUGGUGGCGAGGAUAAAGAACAGUCACGUAUCAAAUAUAGCAUUUGCAGAUUAUGUGAUAGGCACCGUGUACAAAGCCAAAGGCCUGGAGUUUGAUACUGUGCUGGUUGCAGAUGAUUUUAUGAAAGUCCCUUGUGCCAGGCAUAAUCUCCAGAGGCUGCCUCACUUUACCACUGACAUGUCUGCUGAAGAUGAAUGGAACUUGCUGUAUGUUGCAGUGACUCGUGCCAAAAAGCAUCUGUUAAUGACAAAGUCCCUGGAAUAUCUUUUGACUUUGGCUGGGGAGUAUUUCUUGCGGCCAGAGUUGACUAGUGAGGCCUUAAAGGAAGGGGCAAUUCAUUGCUCCGUGUCACAGUGCCACAACGCUGUGCCAGCCGACUCGAUUCUAACCAUGAAGAAAGUGCCCCUCACUUACAGCAAUGGCAGCAAAGACCAAGGUGGCUACCUGUGCCAUGCUUGCGUGCAGCAGCGUCUUGGCCCCUUGACACAGCUAACCGUUUCCCCUGAGCUGGUCCUGACCAUGGAUGUCGUCGAUGAAGUGUUAGAAAUUCCGAGGCACGUUGCUGUCCUCUAUGACCUGUUUUGAAAACAGGAAGGGGCUGGUUUUAUGUCCUAGAUCUGGCUCUGACGUGUUGGAAGUGAGGAGGUCUGUAGCUAGCAUCUCUGUAUUGUUACUGAUGUCCUUGGAGAAAUGAAGUUGAUGGUCCUUGGACAAGCUCAUCAGAAGAAGGACAAGACCAGAGCUGUUCAUGAGGGCGCUGUGAAUAAGGUCUGGGGUUAUCCCUCUGUUACAAGAGGGUACCUUGGUCGAUGUAUGUUCCAAGUGGCUGUCUAUUACGUUUCACUGUAAGAAACCCGGACUGCGUAACUUGUACAAUACUAGAUGCACUUGGACUUGACAGAUUUUCUUUCUGAACGUUGGCACGCUUGUCCCACAUGUUGCCCCUCAGGGUGGCUAGUUUCUGUCAGUGGUGCACAUUCAGGUGACUGGCUUUUAUGAUUGCCCAGACUUUUUGCAAUAUUUAAGCUUUAUCCCAAUGCAUUCUGGUCAUUGGGCAAACUGAGACGAGCAUGCAAAACUAAGGGAGAUGAUGUAAAAGCAUUUUAUUACUAAUGAAAGAACUCAUUCCUGGAGUUAAUUUUCAUAGGGCUAAUCUCAUCUCCAGGGAGGAAUAGCUGACUUCCCGUGCAUCAAGUCGAGAACGUCUUUUUUUAACAUGUAAUCUUUGGGUGUUCCCCAGUCUCUCCAUCUCUGCCUCUUUCUCUCAUCCAUGGUCCUCUCUUCCCCGUACAUCAAUCUCUUCAACAAAACAAAAUCAGUUCUUCAGUUAAACCUCAGGAUGAUGAUCGUAGAGAACCAGAGUGUCUUAUGCUGUGAUCAAGUAUGUAAUAAAAACAGAAGCCUGUUUGUAUUAAACAGUGCGGAUUUUUUUAAUUGGAGAAAAAGCUGUUUUUGA
This is a messenger RNA of Emys orbicularis (European pond turtle), 4084 nucleotides long. It is a transcript of the gene FBH1, whose product is annotated as F-box DNA helicase 1. NCBI's taxonomy places the organism in Eukaryota, Metazoa, Chordata, Testudines, Emydidae. Gene Ontology annotation, molecular function: 3'-5' DNA helicase activity; protein binding; hydrolase activity. Bases 100 to 3213 code for a protein of 1037 amino acids. Gene Ontology annotation, cellular component: nucleus. The transcript has 21 exons. Gene Ontology annotation, biological process: double-strand break repair via homologous recombination; replication fork processing. The record is from RefSeq and is a predicted model, not a curated record.